GUGGAAUUCUACACCUGAGGGUAAAGUCAUGUAGAAGCCAGAGAUGCAGUACCAACCAUCACAUGCAUCUCGAUUUCAUUUCACCAAAUUCGUCCUCAAAUGGGUCCGUCGAGUAUGUCAGUAAUGUGCGCUUCCCGAAUUGACUGGGUGUUCGAACUGAGAGGUACACCAAUCAGGCUCCAACAGUAGCCACCUCAGUGCGAGAUGCAUGAGGCGGAUCAGGGUCUUCGCGUUUGUUCAAUGCUGUAUAGGCUGCGUGCACGUCGUUGACCGGGAUCUAGCAGAUUGGAAGCAUGCAAGUCCACGCUUCUGGCAGCGUCCUCCAAGAGCGCGGCUAACAUCCAGCAGAGCGCGAUCGAGGCCACACAGGACAGCUUGGAAAAAAAAAACAUCUUGGGCAAAAAAAAAAAAAAAAAUCCUGAACUUGGAACCGGGGACUCCACAACGUCCCAAAACCCCGACAAAUCGUCUUACCACAACAAUUCUGCCCGCCGACCGAUAUCCGCACAGAGAUUCAUGUUCGCCCCCACUGUGCUGUAUACUGGCGCGCUGUCUACCUGUCUGCAACGACGUAUGGUCUCACUACCGUGGAGAUUCUGACAGCGGUGGUAAUGGCUUCCAUGCUCACGCUUGCCUACGAUACACUGGGACGGGAGGUGACUGCAAAGCCAGCUAGAGAGCUGAGGGAGGAGGCGUGGGAGGAGAUGUACUAUUUACUUCCGAUGCCGAAGAUGAGUGCUUCUGAAAUGUGGAUGGAGUGGUAGGUUACCGGGCUGGUGGGGUCGAGAAGUUGAGGUACUGUGUGACUCGAGUUGGGUCCGAUAAGGUCAAUGAAGCCUCAGGAGGUCAUCGUAGUUGCCGAGCAUCUGUAAAUGGCUUGGCUCGGACCUGGAAGCCUGGAUGAAGUCAACCGGGGAUUGCUA
Messenger RNA from Macroventuria anomochaeta, 923 nucleotides. RefSeq lists its product as uncharacterized. Bases 209 to 676 code for a protein of 155 amino acids. Lineage: Eukaryota; Fungi; Ascomycota; Dothideomycetes; Pleosporales; Didymellaceae. The record is from RefSeq and is a predicted model, not a curated record. The transcript has a single exon.